Messenger RNA from Chara braunii, 2117 nucleotides. The record is from the annotation of a GenBank genome assembly. Lineage: Eukaryota; Viridiplantae; Streptophyta; Charophyceae; Charales; Characeae.
GGUAUUCCAUGAUCACUUUAGUAAAAAAGGAGGAGAAAAGGAGGGAGAGGAGGUCGCUGUGGUACAUGUCAGGUAUUCCAUGAUCACCGUUCGAGAAAUGGAGGAGAAAAGGACUGAUGAAAAGUGAGGAGGAGGAAGAGUGGGAAGAAGGGGAAGGAGAAAUAAGCAACAUGGGGAGGCUUUCAUCAUGCAACUUCAAAGGAGGAGGAGAAGGUAAGGGAGAAGAGGAGAAUGCAGGAAGCUUGAGGAGGUCUGUGAUGUGCAAAGUUUCAGGAGGUAAGGGAGAAGAGGAGAAUGCAGGAAGCUUGAGGAGGUCUGUGAUGUGCAAAGUUUCAGGCAUGCCGUGCAACGUGGAAUGCAUAUUGGGAUUGGAUGGAAAUGAAAGAAGGAACGGAGUUGACGAGGGAGGGAGUGUUCACUGUGGCACUUUGCAGGAGGCUGUGACAAGUCUUCAUUCCUCUGCUUUGCUAGAGGAAAGUGUCGUGGAGGCGAUACGGAGAUUGUGGACUUGGAUUUUGGGUUGUCAAGCGCGAGUGCUGCAGCAGCUACACACUCGGACAUUCAACCCAGUGCCUGCCGUGAGCGUCGGCGGAUCGAGUGUGCAUGGUGCAAGGUCCUGUCCGCAAGAUGCGAGCCCUAAUGGGUGUCGUCCGCCGCCUUCAUUUUCUCGGGGUGCCGGAUCAUCCAGUGACAUGCUGAGGAUGUCGUUUCCCCCCCCUUCGACAUCGCCUUUGACUACAACGCGGCAGACAAUGCCCUCACCGGCGGCGAACAUAAGCGUUGCCGGAUCGGAGGAAGGUGGCAGGCAGGUGUGGGAGUCAUGUCAGCGACAAAUGCGUCAAAUGCUUGUGGAGAACCUAACAAAUGGGGUGUCAAGGAUGCGUGUGGGUCCGGCAGGCGAGAAGGGUGGGAAACAUCCGUUCUGGAGUGUUGAGGAGAUGCUCAAGCUCGCCCGAGCGAAGAGGGAUCAGCAAGCUCAUUUCGAGGGCAUGUCGCACAACUACGGACGAAUGCACAACAGGGAAUGGAAGCUGCAGGACCUGCCAAAGCAUUUGUUGGAGGUGGGGGUAAGCAGGACGACAGACGACAUCGGCAAGAAGUGGGAUAACCUCUUCCAGCAAUACAAGAAAGUGCAACGGUAUCAAAACGCCUCUGGGGGGAAGAAAUUCUUCAACCUCACACCUGCAUUGAAAAUGGAAGAAGGCUUCGGAAUAGAGAAGCGCAUAUAUGAUGAGAUAGACACCAUGUCGAAGGGUAACAAGACCGUUAACCCAGACAACAACCCCGACACAAGCGCCGGUGGAGGAGUGCAGAUGUCACAUUCCCCAUCCGUUGUUGGAGAAUCGACAAUCGGGGGUGAUGGGAACAACGACGAUGGAGCCUCGGCGCGGGAGUCUGGCUUCAGUGCAGGCAGCAUGAGAGGGAACUACAAGAGGAAAAACAUACGCCAACAGACAUUCGACGCCAUUGAUGAAGUAAUUGACAAACACUGCGCAUUAAUGGUUGACACCGUCGAGGGGCCCAGCAAGCGACAAUAUUUCAUUCUGGAGUGGCAGUGCGACAUACUCGAGCGUGAGGUUGAUGCCCAGCAGUGGCACUACGAGGCGUCCGAUGAGGUGAACAGGUUGAUGUGCACUACAUUACUGGAGAUCGCCGAAGCCAUCAGGGACAGGUCUUGAUUCCGCCUCUACUCCUGCGGCGGUCUUCCUGUCCGUGAAUCUACAGGCGAUGCGGUCGUCGCUUGUUUUGCUCCAGUGACACGUUCGUCUACGUAUGUAUAUACAUUUAGUUUAGUGUGUAUAAUACAUAAUGUUUUUUCAGAAGAGAAAAAAAAAAAGAGAAGGAGAGAGAGAGAGAGAGAGAGAGCAUCAAGAAACAACCACGCACGCAAGGACUCGAGGAGUCGGGGGUGAUGGACGAACCGAUCACCAGGCAAGAAGGAAGGAGGGGGAGGUGGGGGAGGUCGAGAGGACUCGUUGCAAAUUGGGGUGGGAAGCGCGAGGGGCGGGAACUUUUUUGUAAUGCGGAAGGGUGGCUUCGGGUGGUAGGUCGUCAUGGAGGUGAAAAAAGGUUUUGAUCGCCUGCGCAACCCCAUGAAAUAAACGCCAUCCCGUCGG